Messenger RNA from Paecilomyces variotii, 1905 nucleotides. RefSeq names its product siderophore transcription factor SreA. The coding region runs from base 167 to 1873 and encodes 568 amino acids. The record is from RefSeq and is a predicted model, not a curated record. Gene Ontology annotation, biological process: negative regulation of transcription by RNA polymerase II; positive regulation of transcription by RNA polymerase II. The transcript has 3 exons. NCBI's taxonomy places the organism in Eukaryota, Fungi, Ascomycota, Eurotiomycetes, Eurotiales, Thermoascaceae. Gene Ontology annotation, molecular function: RNA polymerase II cis-regulatory region sequence-specific DNA binding; zinc ion binding; DNA-binding transcription factor activity, RNA polymerase II-specific.
AGGCCGUCCUGAUCGUGUACGAUACGCUUGAACCUCGACGUUCCUACAGAGGAAUAUAAAAAAAAAACAACAGGACCAGUCGCGGAGGAUUACUGUUCUACUCUACGGUUCUCUUGCACUCCGCUAGUCGGACAAGAGGUGUUUGGACCAAGGCAAAGAAGUUGCCAUGCUGGCGUCUAUGCCACCGAUGGAAACGUUGCGGCCCAGAUCGAGGACGGACAACUUGGUGCGCCGGCCUUCUGCGGAGGAUCUCGAUGCGGCUCGCCAGUUGGUUUCUUCCGCGCGGGGUGGGCGUGAGCACUCAGCUGAUCCGCAGAGAGAAGGCAGCUAUGUCAAGAGCGAUGACUGGGCCGCAGUCAACAAGCGCGAUCCUCCAAUCGAGAUGGAUCUGAGGCCGGAUGGCACCAGAGAUGAUGCCGCCGCCCAUACCGCUAAUGGGUCCUCAGCGACCAGGCGAUCGCCCAAAUCGCAAGCCAAGGAUGCGUCCUUUCUUGGCCACUCUUGCAGCAACUGUGGUACAAAGAACACCCCAUUAUGGCGGAGGUCUCCUACCGGGGCGAUGAUCUGCAACGCCUGUGGUCUCUAUCUCAAAGCUAGAAAUGUCCAGCGACCUACGAAACGGAAUCGUCUCCAACCUGCCGCUGCAUCAUCGCAGGGCCCUCGAUCGCGCAAGAGUCUCUCGCCUGGUCCUCAACCGGCGCCCGGUGUGCAAGAAGCUACGGCGGCCGCAGCUGACGGGGCCUGUAAUGGUUCGUGUCCCGGCGGUGGAAACUGUAACGGCACAGGGGGUGCGGAGGGGUGCGAGGGAUGUCCUGCGUACAAUAACCGAGUCUACAAGUCCGCUCAGCGAAUUGCUGCGGCUGGCCAGGCAUGGCCCACGCCUAGCAACCAGGAGGCAGAUAAGCCGGCUGCGUCGCCGGCCGUCGAUACCUCUCUCAACGAUGCGAGUCCUGGUCGAGAUAGCUCGAGUCUACUGGUCGCAUGCCAGAAUUGUGGGACGACAGUGACGCCGCUUUGGCGAAGAGACGACCAGGGCCAUCCUAUCUGCAACGCGUGUGGUCUCUACUAUAAGCUCCAUGGCUGCUAUCGGCCGACGACGAUGAAGAAGACUAUCAUAAAGCGGCGAAAACGCGUUGUGCCUGCGCUGCGGGACCAGUCUCCGACAGCGGCGACGCAGUCAUCCAACGGAUCUUCUGCCUCACCCGAAGCCUCGCCGGUUGUUCCCGCCCACUUCCACGACGAGCAGCGCAGACAUCUGAGCAGCGAGCAUCUCAACGAUUCUAGAGCGGCCCCCGUUGGCCCGCGACCGUACACUCUAGCACCUCCUCCGGUGGAUUUUACAGGGUAUAAUUCCAAUCUGGUCUCCCUUCCCCAUCACCCACCACCUCCCCCAAGACUCUUGGAGCCCGACAGAAUGAGCGCGCCGAGUCAGUCUCCCAACUCUCAGUAUCCUGCACGGUCCGUCUCUCCCCGACCGGGGGCGCUGCACGAUCCCACGAGCAACCCGAAAAAGCGAACGAUCGCUGAAGCCGCCUCUUCUGGCGAGCCAACGUCGGUGCCGACGACCUUGGAAAGCGGUUCGAAUCAAUUGCCUCCCAUCAUGUCCUCGGGGAAUACGGCACCUCCAGGUCGUCUGAGUUCGAUCUCUUCUCUGCUCAAUCAUGCGGGUGCGGGCGACGAAGCUCGCCUGGAUUCUGCGCUGCCUCCGAUGAACCGCCAGCCACAGCUUCCGCAAUCGUCUCCCAGUUCGCUGCGGAACGUGAGCGAGAGCUACAAAGCAGAACGCCGCGCCCAACUCCAGCGCGAAGCAGAAGAGAUGCGACAGGCACUGCGGGCUAAGGAGCGAGAACUGGCUGAACUGGAUCAGCUAUAGGUCUUUUUUCUUUGAUACCAAUUCGACGUCAC